Molecule: messenger RNA, 1275 nt
Organism: Ostertagia ostertagi
Lineage: Eukaryota; Metazoa; Nematoda; Chromadorea; Rhabditida; Trichostrongylidae
Source: the annotation of a GenBank genome assembly
AUGGUUGUCGUCGCUUUUCGGCUACUCGCAUCGACCUUAUCCUACUCCGUACCUCCUCCAAUCCGCCACCUCCUCAUUGAUUCUGCCAAAGAUCGCAAUUUAGCGCCUCAUUCUGUCGGCAUGUGGCCUCGUGGCGCGCCGGGAUCCGACGGUAAGCGAGCCAGUCAUGGAACUGCGAUCAUCCCAUCUUCCUUCACCAUGUUGAGACGCCAGGACAAUCGAGUCAAUGCGACGAAUUUUCCUCGAAAGCUCAUUGUGUUUGUGCUCGUCAUAUUCUGCGCUCCUGCUGUCUAUCUCCUCAUUGGUAAGACAUCCGAUAAAUCAACAGUACGCUUCAAAACGUAUCAGGUCUGGCUAUUCUCACGAUACUCUACCGGGUGGUUAUGUGGUUUACACGCAGACUUCACGGAACUUUACGUGAGUGGAUGUGUCGAUAGGAUGCUCAACAAGAAGGAAGGAGCUCGACGGAUACGACGAUACUUUUAUACGACGUUUCUACGAGAGCCUACCGCUCGUUUUAUCUCCGAAUAUCGUCAUGUUAAUCGAGGUGCCACAUGGAUUGCUUCGAGACAUAUCUGUAAUGGACGAGCGCCGACGUCUGAUGAAUUACCAUUGUGUUUCGACCCGAAUCUUGGAUGGGAUGACGUCAGCCUGAAUGAAUUUCUUCACUGUCCCUUCAAUUUGGCAUUUAAUCGUCAAACGAGAAUGCUCGCUGAUUUGACUCUUGUGAAUUGCUAUGCAAGGAAUGGUACGGAUCCUAGAACGAGAGACCGUAUACUUCUAGAGAGUGCCAAGAAAAACUUGAAAAACAUGGCAUUUUUCGGGAUCAAGGAACGAAUGGACGACAGUCAGCGAAUGUUUGAGCGGCUAUUUAACCUCAGCUUCAAUCGCCGUUUAUCAGCGUGGAGUCGAAGCAAGUCGAACGAUACAGAUGUAAGCCCGGAACAAAUGAGGCAGAUACGAGAGCGCAAUCAACUGGAUAUCGAGCUGUACGAUUACGCUGUUAAACUUUUCGAACAUCGACUGGCCAUAAUUAUGAAUCGAUCUUUGUCUAUGAACAAUGAGAUCCAUGAUCGAUUUACUUCAUUCGAAUUCGACUCACCAUCGAACCAAAAAGAAGUGCAGUUUGUUCGUGACGAUGAUGCUGCAGCGCCUCCAGAACGAGUAUUUCGUAAACCAAAGAACAGUGUGCUCAAUGAUGCUGAGUAUGAGGGUGAUGACGACGACGCUCAUGCUUCGUAUGAAAACACUGACAUCGAAUUUGAUCGGGUUUAA